GUCAACUACACGAAGAAGACGUAUCUCCGCCUACUCAGUCAGCCCGCCUAGUCUAUCAGCCCCCCGCUCUUUAAUGUUAGUUAACCAGCUAGCCUAACCCACAGUUGUUGUGGCUAACAAAGCUAAUAAAAAUUGCUAGCGUGUACUGUAGAUAGUUCGCUAUCUCAGGGCUUGGCUUUAAUACCGGCGAAGGCAUAAUAAGAUAAUUACUGUUGUUUAUUCCUGUUACGAUAAAAUGGCGGAAAAGCCAGAGGCUGGAGACAGCGAAGACGAGGUUGAAGAUGUUUACGAAGUGGAGAGGAUUAUUGACAUGCGAACGGAGGAGGGGGAGGUCCUGUACCGCGUUCGCUGGAAGAACUACUCAUCUGACGAUGACACCUGGGAGCCUGAGGCCCACCUGGAGGAUUGCAGGGAGGUGCUGCUGGGCUACAAGAGGGCUCUGGCAGAGGCUAAGGUCAAGAAAGACCAAGAUGCUAAGAAGGGCAUGGUAAGUCCUAUCCAAGAGGAUCAUAGCCACCAUAAGAAAGGCUUGAAGCUGCCCAUGAAGAGUGACGUGUUCGAUGCCGACUCUGACAGUGAUAAAGACAAGCCCACAGACCUGCCUGUCAAGAAAAAGAAAAAGAAAAAGCCCCAAGAAGAAGAGGCACUUCCCUCGAAGGAGAAGAGGAAAAAGAAGAAAGACAAGCGCAAGGAGGACUUCAGGCCUCGUCCGGCACCAGAGUCUGAUGAAGAGGAGCUUUCCCCUCCCCCGACCCCAGGCCGCAAUACCAAGAUGUCAGACUCCAAGAAGAGAUUUGUUGAAUCUGAUGAGGAAGAAGCCCCCGUGCCCUCCAAGAAGCACAGGAAGGACAAGUCCAAGGAAGGAGGAAAGCAUAGGAAAAAAGAUAACAUGGAGGAAGGGAAGAAGAAAAAGACAAAGAAGGAUCAAAGGGGUGAUCUGGAGUCCACUGAAGAUGAGUCCACCGCCCCCCUGGAAGAGGAGCUUAGCGAGGGGCCAUCUGAGUCCCAGACGGAUGAUACCACACCAACUGAAAAGUCUCGCAAUGAUGACAAGCCCAAGAUUAAGAAGGGAAAGUCAGACCUGAGGCUGCAGGGCAUCAAGGACUUCCUUCAGGACAGGAAAGGCAAGAAGCCGGAAACUACUUCGCCCACACUCUCCACAAGCGGCCUUGCAAAACUCAAGAGCCUCGCCUCCUUCAAGAGCCAGAGCCGGGAUGAGCCCACACCAACCUCUGACUCCAGCGACACCCCAGCCCACGUCCACAAGAAGGCCAAGGGCAAAAGCCAGGAGGCAACUUCUGCACCACCAAAAAUCCCCUCGUCCUCCUCUGGUGCAGGGGCCAGCACCAGCAAGGCCCGAGAGGAGGAGUCUAAAGAGGAAGUGGGCGGGGAUAAGGAACCAGCCACCUCCACUAACCUGUUUGAGAAGUUCCUGCUGAACUGUGAGGCCAAGGACCGCGUUCCCCGCAAACAGAUGGUCCACCAGCCCACCCCUGCAGAGAACACUAAACCACUGAAGCUCAUAGGGAAAGUUGAGAAAAGGACCAAGCCAACAAAGGAGUCACCUGCUCGGAAGCCAGAACCAGACAAGACCAAACAUAAAGACGCAUUUCGGCCCAGUCACAGCCCCGCUGCUGUGGAGACUAGUGACAAGGCGGAGGCAGAGGAUGAACCCGUCCAGAAGUCAAAGUUUGGUGGAGAUGAACGGAGGGAAGAGGCUCAACGCUUGGAGAGGAGGACCCAAGACGAUGACAGAAGGAGGAGGAGGAGGGAAGACAGCGAGCCACGCCUCUUCAUCGCCUGCGACGACAAUCAAGACGCCUUGGAGAGCGCCGACAAGUCUGACAAAGGACAAGCCUCUCUUAACCUUGGAAUGGACCUCAACUUGGACUGGAUGACACUGGAGGACUUUCAGAAACAUUUGAACGGAGAGGAUGAGAUUCUCUCUGCUCCACCGCUAUCUCCCAGUGAGCUGCGGGAUGCAGUGAAAAGCGGGGAUUACAUGUCUGUGAAACUUGCACUCAAUUCCAAAGAGGAUUACAAUCUAGACCAGGAGGCAUGCACUGUUGAACAGAAGAGUUUAAGUGGCAAAGAGAAGCAUUUAAAUGAGGAAAAGAAGAGUUUAAGUGAUAAUGAAGAGAGGCCUUUAUGUGCAGCAGAUAAUCCUCACCGCAGAGGAAAUCCUCACCGUGAGAGGAGUCCUCUAUACAAAGGGCAUCAUUUACACAAGCAAGAGAAUCCUUCACACGAUGAAGAGAAUCCUUCACGCAAUGAAGAGAAUACUUCAUGUGAUGUGGUGAAGACUUUAUGUGACAUGGAGAGAGCUUUAUGUGACAUAAAGAAUUGUGCUGAAGAGAGCAGUUCAAGUGACGACGAGAACAGUUCAGGUGAUGAGGUAGAAGGACAAAGACUGGAUUCAAAUGUCCCAAGUGGGUCAGAUCCUCUUCCAUCUAAAGCAGAAAGCUCCUGCGAUAAUAAUGAAUCGGAGCAGUCCCUUCAAAAAACCUCACAAACUAAAAAACCUUGCAGCAAAAAAUGUGUGCCACGGAAAGGUACGAGGUCAAACUUACGUUCUAGCACAAAAAUGACAGUCAGCACAUGUAGUAUGACAGAUGACGGUAAAAGAAAAUGGGACAAAAAGUACUUCUGCCUGUAUUGCAAUGAACCACACCACAAAAUUGCAAGACAUUUAGAAAGGAUGCACGCAGAAGAAGCAGCUGUCGCUCAUGCUAUCAGCUUCCCCAAACUCUCCAAAAUCAGGUCUCUCUUGCUUGACCAACUCCGUAACAAAGGCAACUAUCUACACAACUUGGAAGUUCUUCAAAGUGGAGAUGGAGAAAUUGUCACAAAGAAAAGACCCUCUUACAAUGGUGUUUCUGUGCGUGACUACCUGCCCUGCCAAUACUGCUUAGCUUUUUUCAACAAAAUAGAUUUAUGGAAGCAUGAGGGCUCAUGUAAAGCCAGAAAAGGACCAGAUGAAAAGAGGGGAGGAAAAAGAGUGCGGGUCCAGGCUGCGUCCUCUCGACUUCUUCCACUGCCUGUCUACUCUACUGGAGGGUGUGAAGAAAUAAUACACAAUAUGAAUCAAGAUGACAUUCAAUGCCACAUCAAAAAUGAUCCCCUGAUAUGUAAAUAUGGCAAUGCAUUAUCUGCAAAGCAUGGCCAUGCCAAGUCACAGUUUACUUAUAUUAGUUCAAAAAUGAGGGAAUUGGCUAGAUUUGUACUUACUGUAAAUGAGAUGGACUGUGGUGUCCAAUAUCUGCAUGAGGUAUGUGUACCAUCCAAAUUUAAAUUGGCCGUUCAUGCUGCCAGGAAAAUGAGUGGUCAUGACCCUACCUCUGACAGGUACAAGACCCCAUCUCUUGCGUUAAAGAUUGGCUAUUCCUUGAAAAGAGCUACUGAAAUAGCUUUUGGGGAGAGUCGUAUGACAGAGGACCGUGAGGCAGAGGCACAAGCCAAAAGGUUCAUUGAGCUGCUUGAAAACAAUUGGAAUAACUGUUUUUCCGGUCUGUCCCUGAGUGAUGUCCCUCAGUGUGAUGAAGUUGAUGUGACUUCACUAACUGAGGAUUUGAUUAAACUUCAGAAGUUUCUCAAGGUUGCAGAGGACACAGCAAAGAGAGAAUUGCUCGAGAGCCCCACCAACGCUGUCUGGAAAAAGCUCAAUGAAACUCUUCUUGCCGAAAUAGCUCUCUUCAACAGAAAAAGGACAGGAGAGGUUGCGAAAAUGCUGUUGGAAACAUACACAAACAGAAAGAAAUCUCCAGCUAGUGCAGACAUUUUCAAUAGCCUCUCAAGGCUGGAACAGGAGCUUGGGGACGACAAAUUAACCAGGGUGGAAAUAGAAGGCAAAAAUGGUAGAACAAUGCCGGUCCUACUAACGGCGAGGAUGAUCUCAUCUCUUGAGAUCCUAAUUGCAAACCGAGACAAAGUUGGUGUGUCAAAGGACAACCCUUAUGUCUUUGCAAGGAGCCCCGAUGCAGCAAGCUACGUCAGAGGGUCCGACUGUUUGAGGAAAUUUGGACGUGCGUGUAAUGCAAAGAAUCCUGAAAGUCUGAUCCAUGCUACAGUGAGGAAAGAGGUUGCUAUCCAUUGCCAAAUUCUGAACUUAAAUGAAAGUGAAUUGGAUCAGGUGGCAAAAUUAUUGGGACAUGACACCCAGGUCCACAAAGAGUACUACAGACUGUCUGAAAACGCAGCACAUCUAGCAGAAAUCAGCAAAUUGCUGCUUGCAAUGGAUCAGGUUCCAGUGGUAAUUCCAGGACCAUCUGAGGAAAGGAUUGUUUCACCUACAUAUGGGACAUAUCCAGCAGGGACAGAUUCUGCAAGGACAUAUCCUUCUGGCACAUAUCCCACUGGGUCAUCAUAUCCUACAGGGACAUAUUCAGCGAAGUCAUAUACUAUUGGUUUACAGCCUAUAAGGUCAUAUCAUGCUGGGACAUAUCCUUCGAAGUCAUAUCCUUCAGGAUCACAUUCUCCGAGGUCAUGUUCUGCAGGGACAGAUUCUGCGAGGGCAUAUCCUACCGGGAUAAAUCCUGCAAGUUCAUAUCCUACUGUGACACAUCCUGCAGAGACCUAUCGAGUAGCUUCAUAUGCUUCAGGGACAUACCUAGCAGAGACGCAUGAUGCAAGGUCAUGUACUGAAAAAACACAACUUGCAAAUGCAUGUCCUGCAAGUCCUUAUGACCUCUCAUCUCCUGCUAGAUCAUUUUCUUCAGGGAUGAAUCCUGUGAGGUCAUAUCCUGCUGGAACAUAUGCUGCGCAGACACUUCCAGCUCAAACACUUCCAGCACGUACAGUUAUUAUACCAACACUUCAUGCGCAGACACUUCCUGCCCAGACGCUUCCAACACAGACACUUCCUGUCGGGGCAGUGCCUGCGGGUGCAGUUCCUGUGGGGACAGGUUCUGUGGGGACAGGUAAGUUGGGCACAGUGUGGAAACAGAGGAUGUGGAGUGAUGCAGCUAAGGCUGCGGUGAACCGUCAGAUGGGACACUUUAUCUCAAUGAUGGAGGUUCCAGGUAAACGGGACUGUGAAGUUUGCCUGCACAAUGAACCAGCUCUAAGAGACAGGACAUGGAGGGACAUCAAAAACUAUGUGCACAACACAGUAAAAUCUAUAAAACGAAAGAAUGGCCUUACAAGAGCGGACCCCACAAAACAGACAAAGAAAGGAUUGGCAAAGAAACAAAAAGAAACAAUAGAGGCUAAGAGUGCUAAGGACUGGGUUGGUGGAACAAUGACAGUACCUGAACAGGGUCAAGAGGCAGGUCCUGUGGCAACACCAAGGAAACCAAAGAUAUGGAGUAAUGAGGCUCAGGCUGCGGUCAGGCGGCAGCUAGGAGACUUCACUAAACUGAUGAAGAUUCCAGGUAAAAAGGAAUGUGAUGCAUGUCUUGCAGCUGAACCAGCUCUGCAAGGCAGGACAUGGAAAGAUGUAAAAAACUAUGUGCAUAACACAUUAAAGACUAUGUGCAGGAGGCAUAGUUCAGGCAAACAAAACAUGGACCAUGAGAAACCAAGUCCAUAUACACAGAAUCCAGGGGUGCAACAGAAUCCAGGGGUGCAUCAGAAAUCAGGGGUGCCGUUGGGACUUCCAGAAGAGCCUCCUGUUUAUCUGUCCUUGUGAUUACCUUGAACUAGAACCUCCCAGGGUUCAAGGUAAGCAAGGAUGGAGAAAGGAGAAAAUGAUUGCUUUUGAUUUAAUCUGACCAUCCUGGCUCACUGAUCUCACUUCAUGACAUAAAGCAAGAAUUAAGUAGAAUUUGAACCAUACCACUACCUACUUUAUUAAUUGAAGUAUCUGUAGCAACUACAUAGUGACAUUAUGCAUGAACUUGUUCAGUCGAUAAGGGAAUUUUCAGAACUUCUUUUGAAUUGUAAAAUGUCCUUGGCACAGUGUAUCAUGUGGCGCCAAAACUCAAAGUCCUUUGGUAAAGGUCCACAUUUGCAACCAUGGCGAGAGGAAGCAAGUAAAGAUGGACUCGAACUAAAAAAAGUAUAUUUAACAAUUCCAAUGAUCCUUUUAUAUAAAAUCUGUCAAACUGAAUCUCCUGGGUCAGCAACAGCAACAAGACUCAUGGACGCACUUUCGGAAUCCAAACUUACCCCAUGUUUCUGUAAGACCCAUGUUGCAUAAAAAUGCCCAAGAUAACUGACAGAAAUAUAUGCUCCACAUGCAUAGAUAACAUGUACCAAGUACAGUGAAUGUUUUGUUUUCUUCAUAGAGGGAAAAAGUAGUGCAAACCUAGACAGUUAAUCUGAUGACCAUACUUUUUUGAUCACAUUACUGUUAUCCGUUACUUUCAUCAAAUGGAUCUGGAUCCAGAUGUAUAAAAUCUUUUAUGUGUAUUCUUGCCUGUACCGUUGUAUGUGUAGCUAAUGUAUAUGUGUAGGUUGGGUUUUGAGUUAAAGCAACUGACCAGCAUACCUGGGAAUUUAGCAGGUUAUUUUUAAUAGAUGUGCGGUAUGAACGGGUUUCAUGGCUCCAGACUGACCAUUUAGUUGCAUUUUGCAACCAUUUGACUUGGCUGUGCAAGAAAAAAAACAUGAUCUCAUCGGUGCGAGCUGCACAUUUUACAUUGUCACCUCACUCAAACCUUCCUAUUUUUGGGGGCAGCUAAAACCAUGAUUUGGUCAAACCGUAAAGAGCAAUAUCCUCAUGAACGUCUGUCCCUCUGCCUAUUUCACUGGGGACUGCUGAUGUGAUGAGCAAACCGCUCUCCUCUCUGGGAGAAAAAGAUUGUUUCUCAUUGUAUAACAUUUCAAAAUGCAAUUGCGAUAAAAACACAGCAUUGGAAGAAACUACCGUAGUCCCUGUCUGUAGGUAUCAUUUUUAUUUCUCAAUAUUUAGCUCUGGAGCAACUAUUUUACAAACAAGCGAUUUGAUAUGGCUUUGCACAAAAUGAACAUUGGUUAUUGAGCUGUUUUAUUUUAUUUAACCUUUAUUUAACUGGGCAAGUCAGUUAAUAAAGAACAAAUUCUUAUUUACAAUGACGACCUACCCCGGACGCCGCUGGGCCAAUUGUGCGCCUCCCAAUGGACUCUCAAUCACGGCCGGAAGUGAUACAGCCUGGAUUCGAACCAGGGUGUCUGUAGUGACACCUCUAGCACUGAGAUGCAGUGCCUUAGACCGCUGUGCCACUCGGGAGCCCAGUAUUCAGACACCAUGACUUUUUCCCCCAUUUUGUUACGUUACAACCUUUUUCUAAAGUGGAUGAAAUGAAACAUUUUCCUUAUAAAUCUACGUACAAUAACCCAUAAUGACAAAGCAAAAACUGUUUUUUAGAAAUGUUUUUAAAUGGAAGGGAAACAAACAGGAAUACCUUAUUUGCGUAACUCGAAAUUGAGCUCAGGUGCAUCCUGUUUCCAUUGAUCAUCCUUGAUGUUUCUACAACUUUAUUGGAGUCCACCUGUGGUAAAUUCAAUUGAUUGGACAUGUUUUGGAAAGGCGCACACCUGUCUAUAUAAGGUCCUACAGUUGAAAGUUCAUGUUGGAGUGUUGCCUUUUCAAAUCGUGUUCUUGGGGACCUUCAAUGCUGCAGACAUUUUUUCGGUACCCUUCCCCAGAUCUGUGCCCCGACACAAUCCUAUCUCGGAGCUCUAGAGACAAUUCCUUCGGCCUCUUGGUUUUUGCUCUGACAUGCACUGUCAACUGUUGAAGAAACAUCUUGAGGAUGAUCA
Molecule: messenger RNA, 7680 nt
Organism: Oncorhynchus keta (chum salmon)
Lineage: Eukaryota; Metazoa; Chordata; Actinopteri; Salmoniformes; Salmonidae
Product: M-phase phosphoprotein 8-like
Exons: 9
Coding region: 236-5626 (1796 amino acids)
Cellular component (GO): cytoplasm; nucleus
Molecular function (GO): protein binding
Source: RefSeq, a predicted model, not a curated record